Messenger RNA from Spinacia oleracea (spinach), 543 nucleotides. RefSeq lists its product as uncharacterized. NCBI's taxonomy places the organism in Eukaryota, Viridiplantae, Streptophyta, Magnoliopsida, Caryophyllales, Amaranthaceae. The coding region runs from base 1 to 543 and encodes 180 amino acids. The transcript has a single exon. The record is from RefSeq and is a predicted model, not a curated record.
AUGAUGAGAAGGAGAUAUGGUCCGAGUUGGAUGCAACGGUGCUUCAAUGGGUUUACGCGACUCUCUACUGAUUUGUUACAUGCGAUCAUAGAAGAAGAUAUCUCAGCAAAGGAGGCAUGGGAUUGGCUUCGUAAUCUUUUUCAAGACAACAAAAACUCUCGUGCGGUGGCCCUCGAACAUGACUUCUCUCAUGUUAAGAUUCGUGAUUUUCCAAACGCAUCAGCGUAUUGUCAACAGCUCAAAACUCUGUCCGGCCAACUCAAGAGUGUGGGGGGUCCGGUCAUAGAAAAUCGACUUGUUCUUCAGUUGGUGGCUGGCCUAACUGAAGCAUACAAAAAUUUGGGCACCAACAUUAGGCAGAGUAAGCCUCUUCCACCCUUCACUGAGGCUUGCUCAAGCUUGCGUCUAGAAGAAAAAGCUCUAGCAGAGAUUGAUGAUGAAGCGCCAGCGGCAAUGGUGGUUGACCAUCAUGAUUUCGAUGAGCCUCCUUUGAAUCAAAACACCGGCAACUGCAACAAUCACCGAGGAAAGCAUAAUCACUGA